Molecule: messenger RNA, 646 nt
Organism: Cydia strobilella
Lineage: Eukaryota; Metazoa; Arthropoda; Insecta; Lepidoptera; Tortricidae
Exons: 5
Coding region: 8-646 (212 amino acids)
Source: RefSeq, a predicted model, not a curated record
GUGCACUAUGGAAAUAAAAGUUAUUGAAAAAUUGCCUACCGAUGGAUAUUUGAAAUUUAACCAAGAUCAACUUAAAAUUGUGAGAAAAAUAUGUAAUAUGGAGGACCCCGGAAAAAUAAAACAAGGUGCAGAAAUAUUGAGAGAUUGGUUGCAGAAGCAGGAAUACUUCAUCAAGAAGGAUUACUCUCAUACCUUCUUCGAAAAAAUGUUGGUGAUCACCAAAGGAUCCGUGGAGCGCGCAAAAUUACGCUACGAGAAACAUUGCACUUUGAAAACAAUUUGGCCGCAAUAUUUCAUCCCUACUGAUGUCAAUUCAUUUAGAAACGAUUUUCAAUUAUAUCAAAGCAUACUUCUACCCGACGUGACCGAGGAGGGUUGCAGAGUGAGUUUAUCCAUAUUCAGUGAUGACGUAACACUGGCUGCUGACCUACCUAUACGCAUCACCAAAUUUAUUGUUAGUAUAUGUGAAUAUGUCAUUGCCCAUGACUACCCAAAUGGAUUUGUAAUUAUUUUGGAUCAUCGGUUCAAUAAUUUAUUAUUGUUAAUAAAAUCUGCUACUCGAAAUUUUACUAUUCUUCAGCACUGUAUAACAAUAAUAUUGGAUGAGAACCCGGACCUUCUGCUUCGUAGGCAGGGUCACUACUAA